AUGCAAUCAAAAAAUAAGCAGGAUCAGUGCCUAUUGCAGAAGAAACAAUCUGUAUUUGGGAGGAACAAUUACAGCUCCUUGUUAGUCAAGCAAAGGCAGCCACCCCGGAAGAACGAGAAAUCGGUACCAAGGGCCAAAAGAUUGAAGAAGAAGCCUCAAGUAGUACCAGACCAACCAAGUCAGCUCCAGCUAGAAUGCCAGUACACGCCUGAAUUGCAGGACGUACAGAAAAAGCCUUCUAAACUGCGCAGACUUGGGCGCAUUGCAUCGCAAGACGCAAAGCUGUCAGCCUUGGGGAAAAAAUCUUCCAAACCCAAAGGACAGAAGACGCGGAAUCGGAAGGCUUUGUCAUCCCAGCAAAAACCAGCGGUGUUAUUUCUUCCCAAAACUCAAAUAAUAUUCCAUCGGCCUUUACCGGCUUCAAUACAAGACAAAAUAAGAAGCAAGCCAUUGGGCUGUGAAAUGGUGCCGGAGCCCCUCAAAACAACCGGCUUUAGCGAUGCACAAGGUGCCAGCAGCCAGAGUGGGGUCCCGGGGGCUCUUCGAGGUGGAGCCCCGCUUUCUAGUAAUCUGCUGACCGUUCCUCAGUUAAAAACAGACUUUUGCAUAAAACAAGGAAGUGAAAACGGGCAGAUGUUUACAGAAAAAGACAAGAAUUCUCAGGUACAACAAACCACGAAUAUCCCUCAGCUGCAUCCUUUCUCUCAGAUCUUCAGUCGGAGAGCUGGCCACAUCUGCGAGGAAAACCAAGCUAGACCACAGGACACUGUGGAGCAAAAGGAUCAAAAUCUGCGACUGAUCCCCCGUAACAGUGAUGAUGCCCUGCCAGGGGAUACCAUGCAUACUGUUAGAAAUGUGGAGCAUGUAAGUGAAGCUACAUUUCCAACAUUAAGAACUUUAGAGACUGAAAAGCAACAGGGUACUGGGAACUUAAGGUGUUCUCCAACCAAGAAUACACUCAGUAGUUUUCUUGAAUCUCCCAUGACAUUCUUAGAUACCCCUACAAAGAAUUUAAUUGAUACACCUACAAAGAAAGGACAGAGUAAUUUUGCAACCUGUGACUGCGUGGAACAAAUUGUAGAGAAGGAUGAGGGUCCAUAUUAUACACACCUUGGAACGGGCCCAAACAUUGCUGCAGUCAGAGAAAUAAUGGAGGACAGGUAUGGAGCAAAAGGAAGCGCUAUAAGAAUAGAGGUAGUGGUGUAUACAGGCAGAGAAGGAAAAAGUUCCCAGGGGUGUCCAAUUGCCAAGUGGGAAAAACCAUAUAAAUUGGAAUUUCAGAAAUAA
Messenger RNA from Protobothrops mucrosquamatus (brown spotted pit viper), 1287 nucleotides. Its product is annotated as methylcytosine dioxygenase TET1-like. Gene Ontology annotation, biological process: oxidative demethylation; positive regulation of transcription by RNA polymerase II. NCBI's taxonomy places the organism in Eukaryota, Metazoa, Chordata, Lepidosauria, Squamata, Viperidae. The transcript is spliced from 4 exons. Gene Ontology annotation, molecular function: DNA 5-methylcytosine dioxygenase activity. The record is from RefSeq and is a predicted model, not a curated record. Gene Ontology annotation, cellular component: nucleus. Bases 1 to 1287 code for a protein of 428 amino acids.